AUGGCACUCAGAGGCCGGUUUCGCACAGGAGUAGGGAGCAGGGAGAAAUCUUCAGCCUUGCAGUGGGGCGUUAGUAUGUACGAACUGAACAAGAUGCAGGUUAGUCUGUAUGAAUUGAACAAGGUGCAUGUUCGUCUGUACGAACUAGGUCCAAUAUCAGCAAUGCUACCAUUCAACCUUUCAAAUAGCUCUUUAAUACACCAUAUGUGCCAACCUCUGAUGUGUAGAGUCAUGUUAUUCAAGCGGUUAUAUGCCGCUGACUAUUGCUACAAAAAGCAACAUCAAAUUUGGAAAUCCAAUUCGAUGCAGGAAGUCCACAGGAUAAGUGAGUCAGAGAAGAGCAUGUGGCACCAACUCCCUCGAGAAAACUUCCCAAAAUCCCUCAUCUUCCACGACGGAAGAAUUGCAUUCCUACCAGCACCAGCCGCGACAUUGGCAAUGUUCAUUUGGCUUCCUUUCGGUGCCACCCUCUCAAUCUUUCGCCACAUUAACGGCAUGUUCUUUCCAUACUACAUCUCUUUUCUUAUCGGCGCUCUCACCGGAAUAGUUUACCAGCACAGUAAACCUGCUGCCCAAACCAAAGUACACGAGCAAGUUGCGAUCCAGCCAAAACCCAGUUGCGGUCGGCUUUACAUCUGCAACCACCGCACUCUCCUGGAUCCCCUUUUCAUCUCCGCAUGCCUUAACAAACAAGUGACUGCAGUCGUUUACAGCUUAAGUCGAGUUUCUGAAUUUCUUUCACCAAUAAAAACAGCAAGACUUACUAGAAAUAAGGAGGAAGACAGAGAGAAAAUGAAAAAACUCCUAGAACAAGGAGAUCUUGUAAUUUGUCCCGAGGGAACAACCUGUCGAGAGCCAUAUCUGCUUCGUUUCAGCCCAUUGUUUGCAGAGUUGGCUGACGAGAUCACACCGGUUGCGCUGACAGCAGAGGGUACUAUGUUCUACGGCACUACGGCCUGCGGAUUCAAGUGGCUGGACUCGUUCUAUUUCCUUAUGAAUCCCAGGCCGAAGUAUGUUGUCCAGUUACUUGAAGAGAUUUCCGUGGUUUUGGAUAACGGGAAGAGACACAGCCCAUGCGAAAUGGCAAACCGUGUUCAGAGAGAGAUUGGUCGCUGCUUGGGCUUUAAGUGCACUACUCUUACCAGAAAAGAUAAGUAUCAGAUGCUUGCAGGCAAUGACGGGAUCGUGCAGGAGAAACAUAAUGCAUGAUUAAUAUAUAUAUGCUCUAUCUAAAAUCCUGCAGUACUAUAGUUAGCCAUCAUAAAAUAGAAUUGAUAGCUUUGGUUUCUUUCUGAACUAAUGGUUCCGUUUACUCUGUUCUAUUUGAGGUAAUUCGAAAAGUUUGUGGAUAGUCGUAAUAGCAGUUGGAUCAUUCCUUAA
Molecule: messenger RNA, 1380 nt
Organism: Dendrobium catenatum
Lineage: Eukaryota; Viridiplantae; Streptophyta; Magnoliopsida; Asparagales; Orchidaceae
Product: glycerol-3-phosphate acyltransferase 1-like
Exons: 4
Coding region: 1-1209 (402 amino acids)
Biological process (GO): cutin biosynthetic process
Cellular component (GO): membrane
Molecular function (GO): glycerol-3-phosphate 2-O-acyltransferase activity; phosphatase activity
Source: RefSeq, a predicted model, not a curated record